CGGAAGUCACUGCGAACCUGCUGCUGCUGCUCAUAUGAUUAUCCACCGACAGCAGCGCGCCUACAAAUGCACGCCUAAAGGAUAGAAGCACACGGAGGACUCGUCUCGGAGCUCUGCAGAUGUCCUGAACAUGUCCAAUGUGGCCCAAACCGCAGCUUUAAUCUUAUACCUGUGGAGCGUUUUCGUGCAAUUCAGCCGCACGACAGGUCUUGGGGUCAACGAGCUGCUGUAUUUUCGGGUCAUCAGUCCAGAGGAGAUCGGGUACAUUUUCAGCGCUGCGCCUGCUAAAGACUUUGGAGGAGACUUUACGUCAUCCUACGAUGAGAUCUUUCUUGUUCCAGCAGAACCUGCAGACGGCUGCUCAGAACUGAAAGACAGAGAAAUCCUGCAGGGACAAGUGGUCCUGGUGGAAAGAGGAGUUUGCUCCUUUGUCCAAAAAGCCCGACAUGUGGAGGAGGCCGGGGGGAAAGCUGUGCUGAUUGCAGAUAACGCAGAGGACAAUGACAGCCAGUACCUGGAUAUGGUGACUGAUGGCAGCACUGCCAAGCCGAGCAUCCCCGCUCUGUUCCUGCUGGGACGUGACGGGAUGAUGAUCAGAAGAUCUCUGCAGAGACAAGCGCUGCCCUGGGCCGUCAUUUCCAUCCCUGUCAAUGUUUCUGCUUUGGCCUCGUUCCCGCUCAAGCAGCCCCCGUGGACGCUUUGGUAGAAAUCACUCACCCACGACUUCAUCCACAUCCAUCCAAACAGUCUGUCGUCUUGUCAACUUAAAGCCACACGAGAAAAGUUAAACAAAUCCACACGGACCGGCAGGGAAUCGGUAAAAUGAAAUACAUCACAGCUAAAGGUGCAAACCUCUCUAACUGCUGAUGUAGGUGGAGGAAGGCGUUGAGGUUGGAAACACUGGUUUUCUGUGAGUGUAUCUUGCAGGAGAUCCGUCUCUAGGAGCUUGUUUUUAGAUGAUCUGUUCCUUAGUUGUAAAACUGUGAAAUAUUCUGCAUUAAUUUAACACACACAGAUGUAAACCAGCCGUCUCUUCUGCCUUUUGAAAUAGGACAAACUUUUGUGAAAGGAACUCAUUUGAACAGACAGGCCGUGACGCUCCUGUUUUUCUGCAUGAACUUGAACACGUUUGCACUCUAACGAGAAAUGGAUUCAUUUUCUCAUCAUAAAAUAAAUAAAUGAAAUGAAUUUUUGCACAAA
Stegastes partitus (bicolor damselfish) is the source of this 1200-nucleotide messenger RNA. RefSeq names its product protease-associated domain-containing protein 1. Bases 131 to 706 code for a protein of 191 amino acids. The transcript has 5 exons. The record is from RefSeq and is a predicted model, not a curated record. Lineage: Eukaryota; Metazoa; Chordata; Actinopteri; Pomacentridae.